GAGCAGAGAGCACCGCGAAUCGUUAUCGAUCCGCUCAGCCACGUACAAUAUGCGCACGUUCGCCAUCAUCGUCCUGUGUUCCGUGGCCGCUUGCGCCAAUGCGUGGGACAUGAAAGCAGUCAGAGAGUGUGCGCAAGAGGUUGCCAGAAGUCAAUCCAAUGCGCUCAUGGACGAGGUGAACAGGCAUCUCGACAAGGUUGACAAAGAGAACGACGGCUCCGUCGUCAAAGCGAGAGAAGACUUCGAGGAGAAGACAGGGGAAUUUAUGGAGGCCAUGUCCAGACCUCUCAGCGACGCUCGCAAGCACUUCGACGACUGCGUGACGGAGGCCGACGGUCUGAUUGCCAAAGGACGCUGUCAUUACAUGUGGGUGAAAGAAAUCGCGACCGAAGUCCUACCCGCGAUUUCUGAAGCAACCGUCGAGCUCGUCGAUGCCGUCAACCGAAUCGUUACGGAGUUCCGCGAGAACACGACCGCUAAUUUCGACGAGCUCCGAGAAAGAGCUCGUGGAUUCGCUAAGGAAACCGGUUCGCGCUUCAGGGACUGCUUCUCCGAGUAAACGUCUUUGAAUAAAAAAACCCAACGCUUUUGCUCUCAA
Galendromus occidentalis (western predatory mite) is the source of this 598-nucleotide messenger RNA. RefSeq lists its product as uncharacterized. The record is from RefSeq and is a predicted model, not a curated record. The coding region runs from base 50 to 559 and encodes 169 amino acids. Lineage: Eukaryota; Metazoa; Arthropoda; Arachnida; Mesostigmata; Phytoseiidae. The transcript is spliced from 3 exons.